AGGUUGAGCCUCGGAUUACCAUCACAAACGACAUAUUCCUAAUAUUUCAAUUCGAUGCGCUGGUGAAGGACGGAGCUGGGAGAACUUUAUCUACGGCACGAAGUAGAGAUAUCAAUUGGGUUACGGCCGCAAUCACGGAUACCGAUACUCGACGAAAGCAACCGACGCGAUCGAUUAAUCAAUCGGAGGGAGAACAGAUCCGAUAAUCACAUCAAAGACGACGAAAGGACGAGCGGAAAACGGCCAGACCGCAGCCGGCCCCACAAAGAUAUCAUAGAGAAAGCAAUGAGGACAUCAACACUCUUCAACGCCCUAUCGGGGGCCGCCGUGGUGGUGGCGGGCGUGCUGGCGAUGGACCUCGGCGACGAGAUGCGCAUGGGGUGGAAGUAUGGCCUGCUGCCGCGGCAGACGGCGCAGAACUUGCAGACUUUUGAUGGGAAUUUGGGCGGUGUCCAGGCGUCAGCGAUUACCAAGUCAAAUGACCCUAGUAGACCGUUCGAGGUUGACGGCGAUACUUUUCCCGACUUCAACACCGCCGCGGGCAGAUCGUGCGAUAACCAGAAGAACAAGUGCUCACAAGCAGCCAAUAACGGACCGCAAAAGUUUGAGGUGACGAAGUGCGAUGAGCAAGCUGAGCAAUGCAAAAACACAAUCGACUCGAUCACAAAGCAGAGCUUUGGCGAUCCCGUGUUUUCGGGCACGGUGGGUGACUUUGACAUCUUUUGUGAUCCUUGAGAGAUCUGUCUGAGUUGGGUGGUGGAGUGAGAUGUCUGUUGUCAGCGGCGGCGGCGGCGGUGGUGAUGUAAGCGUUGCUGUGUAGGAGCUCUGUGAAAGGAGUUACCUACGACUUGUGUAUAUUGAGAGAUGACGGAAAAUGAUUGAUGGGU
Colletotrichum godetiae is the source of this 887-nucleotide messenger RNA. RefSeq lists its product as uncharacterized. The record is from RefSeq and is a predicted model, not a curated record. Bases 286 to 735 code for a protein of 149 amino acids. The transcript has 4 exons. NCBI's taxonomy places the organism in Eukaryota, Fungi, Ascomycota, Sordariomycetes, Glomerellales, Glomerellaceae.